AUGGUGGAAUUUUUUCUCGCUGUGUGUUUUUGCAUUGUGGAGCUUAGGGUUUCUAUCUUGGCGAGGCGGGGCGGGGCGAUCUCGGCGCUACAAGAGCAGAAGAGAUUUCUCGCGGCGGCGGCGGCGGCGGCAGCGGCAUGGACGAUAGCACCACGGCGACAUGCCUGGAAAUCCUCCUGGCGAUUCUUCUCCCGCCAGUGGGGGUUUUCUUCAAGUAUGGAUGUGAGGUCGAGUUUUGGAUCUGCCUGCUCUUCACGGUUCUCGGUUACUUGCCGGGGAUCGCCUUCGCAGUCUAUGUCAUACUUUGCAGGCGUCGUAGCUUCGGGCGUGAGCCUCUCGUCCGCUGAGAGUCACUCCACUCUCUUUCUUCCACCGCCACUCUUGUUUCCAAGAGCUGUGAAAUAAACGCUGUAGACUUUUAGAUUGUC
Molecule: messenger RNA, 428 nt
Organism: Selaginella moellendorffii
Lineage: Eukaryota; Viridiplantae; Streptophyta; Lycopodiopsida; Selaginellales; Selaginellaceae
Exons: 4
Coding region: 1-405 (134 amino acids)
Source: RefSeq, a predicted model, not a curated record